UCAUUUUUUCUCGGGCUACGGAAUGUACUAGUGGAGUCCCUCACAGUUCAGCACUAGGACUUCCUCAUUUCUUAAUUUGUAUAAAUGACCUUCAGCAAGUAUAGCCCGAUUUUUUACUUUUCGCUGAGGAUGUGAAACUUUUGAGAGAUAUUUUCUACUGAGAUGAUAAGUCGGCACUUCAGGAUGACCCGACUCGACUUCAAGGUUGAGAGGACAACAAUGGACUCCCCUUUGACAGUUCAAAGUGUAUUUAUAGUGAAAAUUCAGAUUGUUGUAAUUACCAUACUUGUAGCUACAUUACUUUUAGCGAAACACGUUUUGGAAAGUAACAAAAUUUCAAGAGCGCCUAUUAUUUUGCUCAGAACGAUCACAUAACUCUUGGUGUUUAAGUCUAUAGUUUUAGUCAAGGUUUUAAAACUGUAGGUCGAGUGGUGCUCGUUGGGGCCAGGAUGGAGAAUAUCAGCGAUGAUGAACUGCGAUCAGCUUUGUCUAGAUAUUUAGAUGUUGUUCCACCAGUGACAGAAUCAACUCGAGCAACUUUGAUCGCUAAGCUGAAAAAGUGCAUAUCAAAUGGUUCUGAGAGUUUAUUAAAGGAUACUCCACAAAACGUCGUAGAUAAUCUUAUCAACGUAACAGAAGAUAGACCAAUACAGACUUUAAUUUCCGACAAUAAUCAUGAAUCACCGAAAUAUGAGACGACUGAGGUACUACAGAGACCCUUGUCUACUAAAGAACUAUCUGCAAGUUUUAUGAAUGGGUUACCAGUACAAAACCACUCAUCUCCCAUACUAGAAUGUGUUUCUCGACUUCCAAGUUAUCGUCGUCGAUCUAUACAUCCAGACCGACCAGGAAUAGAGGACCCCUACGCUGAUGAUUUGGCUUGGUUUCCAUCGUUAUCAUCAACAAAAUGUCGUGAACCGCCCAACAAACAAAAAGUGUUUCACAACACGAAAGGAAUCAUCAGGGAAAAUCUGAUAAAAUCUUUUUUGUAUGUCAUCAUUGGUUUGAUGUCUGUCAUUCUCGAUUGUUGCUUUUCCUCCCUCUCUAAAUUAACGAAUGCCGUAUCCACUUGUAUACCAUCUUUACGGAUCUGUCUUUGUGUCAUUUUAUUUGGACUGCUUUUAUGUGGACUGUAUAAGCUUCUACUCGGGGAUCCAUUUUAUCAUAAUCCCGUGGAAGAUCUAUAUAACAUCAUACAGUUUCCUUUUGUUAAGUAGGCAUUGUUUAUUUUAUACUGGGAUGACUUUGUAGUCCCGGUUCAACAUAUUUUAGUGUAUUUUUUAAAAUAGUUCUUUUCUAACCGUUUUGUACCAUACUGUUUACUUUUGUAUAUGUACUCAGUGUAAUAAAAUAUGAAUGUUCUGGU
Messenger RNA from Schistosoma haematobium, 1366 nucleotides. RefSeq lists its product as uncharacterized. Lineage: Eukaryota; Metazoa; Platyhelminthes; Trematoda; Strigeidida; Schistosomatidae. The transcript has 5 exons. The record is from RefSeq and is a predicted model, not a curated record. Bases 450 to 1217 code for a protein of 255 amino acids.